Molecule: messenger RNA, 11085 nt
Organism: Leptinotarsa decemlineata (Colorado potato beetle)
Lineage: Eukaryota; Metazoa; Arthropoda; Insecta; Coleoptera; Chrysomelidae
Product: E3 ubiquitin-protein ligase HUWE1-like
Source: RefSeq, a predicted model, not a curated record
GUCCGAAGUGAAUUUCUGUAAAAAAGAGCAGCUUUAUCAAAUAAAAGUGAGCGUCCCAGACCAACAGUUUGACGAAAACGUCGCUGGACCUUCGACUAAUGAAACAGGAGAUGAAAUUGCUUCCGUUGAUCUUGAAUACAUGUCGGAAAACGCAGGAAAGACUUGCCUUCCACAACGAGCUGCUCUUCUGAAAUCGAUGUUGAAUUUCCUCAAGAAAGCAUUUCAAGAUUCUACUUUCGCAGAAAGUAUCCGUCACCUCAUGGAAGGCACAUUACCUAAUUCUCUAAAGAACAUUAUCGCCAACGCCGAGUACUACGGUCCGUCCCUAUUCUUGCUAGCCACAGACGUUGUUACAGUAUACGUCUAUCAAGAACCGGCGUUGUUAUCCGCUCUCCAAGACAAUGGCUUAACCAAUGUGGUCUUACAUUCUUUAUUGGUUAAAGAAGUGCCUGCCACUAGAGAGGUUCUUGGCUCCCUCCCCAACGUGUUCAGCGCCCUAUGCCUAAACAACCGUGGCCUGGAAUCAUUCGCCAAGUGCAAACCAUUCGAAAAAUUGUUCAAUAUAUUACUGUCACCCAACUAUUUACCGGCAAUGAGAAGGAGACGCAGCUCCGAGCCCCAAGCAGACACGGCCUGCAACCUGGGUAACGCUAUGGACGAACUGAUGCGUCAUCAGCCUAGCCUCAGGCAAGACGCUACUCUCGCCAUCAUCAAACUUCUUGAAGAGCUGGUUCGACUAGGAACUGACCCGAAAUAUGUGUGCUGGAGACCGCACAGCAAAUCCGAAAUAUCUCCUUCAACUAAUUCCAGAUCCGCAACCAAUGCCGAAGGCUCCUCUGACGAGGAGGAAGAAGAUGAAGACGAGACAUCUACUUCUUCCCAAAACGGGCAAACCGAAAGCCAAGUUCAAGCUAACAGUGAACGAACUCCGGUAGCUCUGAUCGAUUACAUACUCAAUGCUAUGAAGUUCAUUGAUGCUAUUCUCAGUAAUAACUCUACCGACGAUCACUGCAGAGAGUUCGUCGAGAAAGGAGGAGUGGUGCCCUUAUUGAAGAUUCUUAGCCUUCCCAAUCUGCCUGUGGACUGCCCGGUGACCAAUCCCGCCCAAGCUGUUGCUACCGUUUGCAAGAGCAUCUUAAAUCUAGCCCACGAACCAUUCUUAUUCAGUCAAGGCCUCUCACAGCUGGAGGACGUUUUGGACUCGCUGAAGCCUCUGUAUGCCAAACAGGAAGUACCUGGAGGAUCAAAGUUGCUGAUGGAACUGGCAAAUGCCUCAGAUAUAGAAAGCGCAUUCAGUACUGCAUCUGCUACACCUCUUCUUCACGCCAUGGGGGCUGCUCACGGUUAUGUUAUCAUGUUCGUUCACAUUUGCCGAACUGGCCAAACAGAAAUCAGGAGCCUGUCUGUUCAGCAUUGGGGUUCCGAGCAAGGACUUAAAGUGCUAAAGGGCCUCGCUGAUUUGUAUACGUCUUUGGUUUGGGAGAGCACACUUCUGUUGGCCUACUGCAGUGAUGAUUUGCUUCCCUCGGAUUGCGAUUUCACCAGAGAAGACAUUGAGAAGUUGAAUGCUUUCUUUGAUCGGUGUGAAGGAAACUCCACCUCUGACACCACCAGUAAUGUAGCAUCUGCAAUGGAAGCACUCACUACCAACCCACCACCUAUUACAAUGGAUGUCGAUAGUGAAACUGGCUCCAUUAUUAAUAAGCAAGACAACCGUAAUCUCAAAUACAUUAAGCCUCUGCUAGGGGCCUCAUCCAGACUUGGUAGAGCACUAGCAGAACUUUUUGGUUUGCUUGUCAAGCUGUGCGUUGGUUCUCCAAUACGCCAAAGACGCGGACAAAACAUCGUGGCCGCCCCACCUAUGCCGUCUCCAUACGCGAGAAAUGUGGCUACUGCCUUAAACGUACUGCUGGCAGAGGGAUUGGAUUGCGAGAAGUUGCCGCCAUGUCCCACUGCUAAGUGUCGGCUCACUUUUUUGAUAUGCAGUGUCGGAUUCACCAGCCCGAUGCUUUUCGACGAAAGACGCUACCCGUACCAUCUCAUGUUGAAGAAGUUUGUCAGUCUUGGAGGACAAGAUAUAUUUUUCAAAACGUUCAAAUGGGCCAUCAAUGCUGGAAACCUGAACGCCGAAGAGGAAGUUGAAUAUUCGUCUCUACCAGAGGGUUCGCUAGGAUUUUUGGAUGCUUGGCUGACGUUGCUCGAGAAGAUGGUGAAUCCCAAAGCAAUCUUGGAAUCUCCACACGUGAUUUCCAGUCGCCCAUCUCAAAACUACAGCUUCGAUCCACUGAAAUAUCUGAUACAGAUUCAAAAACUUGCCUUCGGAAGCGUUAUGUUACUUUGGGGUAAAACUCCAUUAGCCUCUUAUGGUUUAAGAACUACUGAAACUUUGUUGACUAUUCUUCGACAUAUAUUCAGAGGAGAAAAAAUAAUAAAAGAGAAACAGAAACAGAAAGCUGAUGAGACUAAAAUCACUGCAGACUCUCCAAGUAGUGCCGCAGGUUCUGGUCCUUCCAAUGCCGGACCUUCAUUCCGAGACUUAGAUGACAAUUUACGUCAAUUGAUGGACAUGGGAUUCUCCAGGGAGCACGCUAUUGAAGCUCUCUUGCAUUCUCACACCUUGGAGCAAGCAACUGACUAUUUACUUUCAAAUCCCCCACAAGUAGCUCGUUCGUCAACCAACUCGAUGGAUGUCGAAUCAGAAGAUGACCAAGUUUUACAGGCUAUAGCUAUAUCUUUGGGUUGUAACAAUGACCCUACUGUUGAUGCGAAGGAAACUGUGGAAGAAUCUGACCAGUCUUUUGAAACUCUUAUCAAUGAGUUUACAAAUCAUGCUUUGGAAGUCUGUUUGAAGUUGCUAGAGGCCAUACCUGAAACUGUCCACAAGGUCUGUGAGUUACUCGUAACCAUAAUGAAUAGAAAUGGCAGAACCUACAGAGACAAUUUGCUUGACACACUUGUUACAAGAAUUCGAGGAGGCAUAAAAGCUAUUUCAUUAUGCGCAAUGCAAUGUGAACCAAACGUUAUCAGCUAUUUCAGUGUGUGUGACUCGGAUCAAGCAAAACGGCUUUCAAAUUAUAUCCAUUUAUACAUUUUGUUCUUUGAGGUGUCGCCUGACAUGAGAAUACCGAGUGGAAACGCUAUCAACAGGGGUUGUCUAAUCGAACCUUUAUUGGAUUUGAUGUGCUACACUAUUAAUAUGAUGACUGAACUGAAAGUAACAUUUGAACCAAAGUGGCUUGCACCCUCUUUCUUAUUACUAGAUGCAAUGUCCAAAAUUGAGACCUGUACCACCAGAAAAUUAAAUAUGCUUCAGAACACAUGCCGCUUAUGGAGAUGGUAUGAUUUGGUUACGGGAAAAUGGGCUCACUAUUCGAGUACGAACAACAAGUUGAUUAAUGAUGCUUAUAUGAAGGGAGAACCUAACGUUCGUGUCACCUGCGGAAGGAAAAGAUACACUGUAACAUUUUCCAAUAUGUUACAAAUGAACGACGAAACUGGAAAUAACAGACCGAUUUCAAUGACAUUAACUACAUUUGGUCAUCCCAGUUGUAAUCAUUUUCACGGUCCCAAAAUUGAAGAACCGAUCUAUGCCCAUAUGACUGAAGAAGAAAAAAAGAUGUGCGCCCCAGAACCGGGACUCUCGUAUGAGCAGAAAAUAGAAGUUGUUAAACUCUGUGUUAAACUUUUACAUCUCCCUCUCGACAAGAACCUUCUCCACUCUACUUUGCAAAUUUGUGUUCGAUACACUAGAGAUUUCAAAAUGGCCAAGAUCUUUGUCGAAAAUGGCGGCGUCAAGUGUCUCUUGAAGAUGCGGCAAAUCAGCGACUUUGGAGGUUUCGGGAUAUUAGCCACGAUUUUGAUAAGACAUGCACUGGAAGAACCUAAUACAUUGAAGUAUGCAAUGGAGAAAGUAGUAAGGGGAAGAACUUUGGCUACAAUUCCUCCUCCCUACAAAGAUUUGAUUUAUUUGACCCGUCAAAUAGGCAGCGCCAUUACUCGAGAACCAGACUCAUUUUUUGAAGUUGCGAAUGGUAUUCUACGAAUUGACUUUAAUGCCAUCAAGUUCGAAGCUGCUGAUGUCUCGACACCAUUGAAAGUAGAGGCCCCGGUAAGAACUAAAGCUCCGCCUUUGGAAGAUCCUGUUUCGAUUGAGGUCAUCUGUGAUUUAUUGGAUGCUCUCUUGAAACCCCUCGAAGAUGAAAUUGUUGAAAGUGAGGACUCUGAUGAAUCCAAAUCUACAGAACCGGUGGCACCAUCUCCAGUGGUAGCCGAGGAGCUCCCUUCAACUAGCACGCAGUCUGCCGAAGCCAGCGAAAGCUCCGACGACAACUCCAGUAAAAAAAAUGAAAUAUCUGCGAAAAAACCCAUGCUGCCCAAGUCAGUGAUUCUUAAAAUAUUAGCUGACGCAGUGGUUUCAUUUGGACCUAUAGCUAAGUUGAUCACUGAAUAUAAAUACAAGCCAGAUGAAACUGAUGUGAUCACAGAAGAAACUUCAGCCUUGGCAUUUAUUUUCGACAAGAUUCUUCCGAGUACAUCUGAUCUUUCAGACACUGAUUGUUCUACCAUGUGUAGAAUGUUGAUUGCCGCUUUGGCAUCAUCCAAUCAUUCUCCUGAUGCACAGAUCACACUCGUUUCCGAAGUCAAAGUUGCUUUGACGAGAGCGCUUUACUUGCCAGAAUCUGCAGAUAAACAUCUCCAAGUACAAAAUAUAUGCGGGAUCAUUUCCACAAUGAUUGAUAAUUGUCCCCUACCUCACGCAAACAGAUGGACGAGCUGCAGUAUCAAUAAUAUCGUCAAACUUAUGAUAAGAAGAGGCGUGUUUAGUGACUUAGCAAAAAUAACUCAUUACCUGGAUUUGUCUUCUCCCAGCACAGCUUUUACAGCAAACGCAUGCUUAAAGCCGCUUGAAUCUCUGUCUAGAACCAUAAACCAGCCUGCACCAAAUAGCACCAAUAAUAAGACUAGAAAAUCUCAGCAAUCAACCGAUGAUAACGCUUUAAAUCCAAGCGGCACAUCCACAGAAGGAACAAACGCCCAUGGUGAAGAAAUUGAGGAUGCCGAAAAUACAGAACAUGACAUUUCUGCUGUCGCCUCCAGCUUAGAAAACAACACUGUUGGCACUGGGGAACUCGAAAAUGCCUUGGACGAGAUGAUGGAACAUAUUUUGGAGCGAAGAAAUACAGAUAACAAUCAAGGUUACAACGACGUCCCAUCUUCUAGAAAUAACACCAUGGAUAUAGAUGAGGAACUCACCAUUAAUUUCGAAAACGAGCGAGACGCAACGGAGGAACUGAUGAGUACAGAUUCAGGCGAGUCCGACUCAAAUCCUUCUGAUCAGGUUGACGAUGAAGGUAACGAUGAUAACGAAGGAGAUGAUGAUAAUAUAGAUGAUACUGAGGAAAAUGAAGACAACAACUAUGAUGAUGAUGAUAGCAAUGAAAGAGAUCGAAGAAGAGUUCCUGGUUCAGAUUUGCUUGAAGGCAGUUCGGGAAUGUUUAGAAUUGCUACAAAUGACAGAGACGAAGACAUACUGAUGAUUCAGUAUGAAGGUGAUAAUGAUAAUGCCUUGCCUAGGAUGAUAAGAUGGAAUGAAAAUGGUUUCUCUGUUCCAAUUCUGGAUGAAAACAAUCCUAAUGAUCACACAGCUAUUACACACCCGCUUUUGAUGUCCCGCAAUACUGUGGAAACUACUCAAUCCACAGCGACUCGUAAUCAGAGAACAAACCGUACCAGAAGAUACCAGUAUCUGCUUAGUCCAAGGAAUCCUAAUCCUCCAGUUAUCCUGCAGAGGCUCCUGGGUCCACAUGAUCCUCACAUUGCGAACAUGAUGUCUGCAAACAAUCUUCUGAGCGGUCCAACGGAGAUACGCGAAUCUGCCAGAGUAGUCGUGAUGGACAAUUUUGGUAUAAUUCCAUCCAACGAGGAACAAAUCGACUUCGUUGAUCAAUCCGGUUACCUGUUUGGCCCUAGCUUGGCCGCCACUUUGAACCACGUGCCCCCAGUUUUACACUGGUGGAAUAUAGAAUCUAAAUUACUUGAUCUGGACUCAGUAUUUGAUUGCACGACGGCCAUUUGCAAUAAACUUCUUCCUUCGUUGAUAAACUAUAGAAACGAGGAGAUUCGUACUAAAAAAAACAAAGAAGAAGAUGAAAAUUCAAAGAAAAGAAAACAACCGACGAUUGAAGACGAGAGUGGUGAUGAUUCAGAUCUGUUCAACUAUGAAGGAACACACAUCAAUAAUGGAGAGUCAAGCGCUGACCAGAGCAAAGAAGUUCCAUUAAAUACAUCAGAUGGUCCAGCAGAACAAAAUUCCAGAGAAGAAGGUGAGGAAGACAUAGACGGAGUGCCUAUAGAGACAUCUGAUACUUCCAAUGACAGAUCAGAUGAAACUGCUCAGAUUGAAGAACAUAUGUAUGUUCCAUUCCUCAGUAUUGUGGGAGUUGAGAGGGAAUCCACUCCAAUUUUGGAAACUACACAUAAUGCCUCUGUCCAAACCGGAGAUGAGACAGAAAAUAUAUCUAGGAGCGUAGACGAUUCUAACAGCCGAAACGAAUCAGAUGCAAGACCAGCAGAAAGUGAUUUCUCAAGUGCUUUUGCAUUGUCUCUUCCACCGCCUGAUAUGCCCGUUAACCGACCAAUAUUUGAUAGAGAGCUCAGUAUUUCAACUGUGGCAUCGUCCGACAGGAAUGAGGAAGAUAAUGAAAUCAACGAAUCUCAAAGAAAUAAUGACCUCCUUGACUUCCCCCAAUAUACCAAUAAUCCUCUGAGAGCGAUAUUCGAAGAAGCUAUUGGGCAUUCUCUCGGGGAUGGAAUGGAACAAAGUGAUAAUAACUCUGGUGAAGCUGGACCAGAAUCCAGUCAAGGAGCACCUGCCGAAAAUGACAGCAAUGAUGCACCAGCAGCUGCAGGUGCAGCAGGUCCAAGUACAUCCAACGAUGACGAAAUACCGGAAGGUGUGGACCCAUCCUUCUUGGAGGCACUUCCUCCCGAAAUGCGUAGGGAGGUCCUUGAGCAGCAUCGAAUUUUAUGCUUGCAGCAACGCAUUGCUGCUGGCACUGCUACCGCUCCAGCUGCAGCUGCCACGGGACAACCAGAGCAACCAGCAGCCUCCAAUGAAGUGAGUCCUGAAUUCUUGGCUGCCUUGCCUCCGGCUCUCCAAGAAGAAGUGCUGACUCAACAGCGAUUAGAGCAACAACGUCAAGCCGCAGCAAGGGCUAAUCCUAACGAACCUCUUGAUGCAGGAGCUUUCUUUGAAACAUUGCAACCGUCCUUGAGAACAAUGAUAUUAUCUGAUAUGGAAGACUCGCAGAUGUCUGCUUUGCCGCCUGACUUGGCUGCAGAAGCUCAGACCCUACGUAGGGAUUGGUAUGCUAGGAAUCGGCAGAUGGCUCAGGAAAGGUUUCUGCAGAGCAACUUAACUACUAUAUACAGACAUUCAAGAGGCAGACACCCCUUUAGACCCACAAACUUUCAAAGAGGAAGCUGGAGUCAGUGGAGUAGAGACUUUAUGAACAAUCCAGUUCCCUCGAAUUCACCAAUGAAAAUAAGAGGUCGCCAGCUGUUGGAUCAUGAUGGACUGGCAUGUUUACUAAUUUUGUUGUUUACGGAUGAUCCUCAUUUGAACCGGCUGAGGUUGCAUAGAGUUAUAAGGAACUUGUGCUACCAUGCGCCAACUCGAGAGUGGGUGAUCAAUGCUUUACUAACCAUUAUUGAGAAAAGCGUUCACACACAGCCUGAGGACAACAUCAACAAACCUUCAAGAAAAGGGCCGAAGCCUGGUCCUUUGACCAGUAAGCUUCUCACCGAUGCUAAAUAUCUACAGAGUGGUGGACAUUGGCUUACCAUUCGCAUGGAAGCUGCGCUGGGCUGUGCAGCAAAUGUGUUCAUCGUGAACAAGACAGUUGGCAAAAAAUGUGAUAAAGCAUGCGGAGCCUCAGUAAUCAGUAUACACCCUCAAGCUGCUCCGAUUGUCUGCAGAAAUACUCUGGACCUGUUCAUUUCUCUAGCAAAGGCUUUCCCGUCCUGUUUACUGCCUAUAAAGUGCAUUAGGGAUGACACUGAUAAAAAUACCAUAACUCCUGUGAAAGUUAAGACAGAAUCUUCAGACUUUUGGGAUGUGCUUCUUCGUCUCGACUCUGCUACAAAGAAGGGUAAGAGUAUACCAAAGAAUAACACCUCAAGCAGUAGUGACGCUGAAACACCAAUUCUCUUUGAACAAACUGUUUUCGGCAAACUGCUCAACAUGUUGGCCACACCUGUUAUCAACAGGAACACCAACUUGACGGAUAAUUUGUUGAAGCUGCUUUCCGUCACGACUUCCGGUAUGCCUGAGUUGGUUAAACCUCAAAAGUCUAGCAAGAAGGGCCAAAUUCCUGAUCUCAUGAAUACUCCCCCUAUACACGCCCUCAGCUUGGCUGUCAAUGUAAUUACAUACAAGAAUUGUUCUGAAGAAGGCUUGGAAUUCAUUACUAAUUUGCUACUAAAUUUGGCAAAUUCAUCCUUAGAUAUGAGUUUUAUGAUUCUGAAACUCCUUCUGAAUGGUGCUGUAGAAAUAGGUAAUAUAGUUCAAUUCCAAAUUCAGAAUAUGCUGAGAGACUUGAGAAAUUUGAUCAUCUGCACACAUAAAAGGAAACUUGAAGAAACUGGACCUUCCACGUCUAAAGGAGUUCUUCAUAACAGAUUUACAAAUGAGCAAGUUGUUGUUAUGGCUUCAUCUAAGGUGAAGACUUCUUGUGAACUACAGUUACCUUCCAUGGUCCCAUUGACAAUUAAAUCGUCAAGCCAAGUGUUUUUCCUCAGAGUACUGAGAGUUAUUGUCCAAAUAAGGAAUUCUAUAAAACAAAGUAUGAAAAGAGCAGAGACGGGGUCAUAUGAGCUACCAGCUUUGAGUGACCAACUGAGCAGCCUUAGUAGCUUUUGGGAAACAUUGAGUGAAUGUCUUUCUGAAUUGGAACAUGCACCAGAUCAUCAUGCUGUUCUAGUUUUACAGCUAGUAGGUGUUGAGCUGCAGUCACAAUUUUUGAGAAAAGAAGCCGAACAAGAAGAAAAUGUGCAAGAAAACUCUGAAUCAGAGCAAACUAAUGAAAAUCAAACUACAGCUGAGGAGCAAACUUCCUCAGACUCUCAGGCAGUUGCCGAAACUCCCGCUCCGACAGAGAGUGAAAAUGAAACAGAAACUGGACCAGUUGACUCUGAACAGCCAGAACCAACAACAGCAAAUACUGCUCCGAGUACUGUUCCUGAACCUGAAAAAAUCGUGGAAGCAGUAGCUAAUAAAGCAACAGUAACUCCUGAACAGCAAUUAUUCCUGGCCUUCGCUGAGAAACAUCGGACUGUGUUGAACCAAAUAUUGAGGCAGAGCACUGCCCAUUUGGCAGACGGUCCUUUUGCUGUACUUGUUGAUCACACUAGAAUUCUUGAUUUCGAUAUCAAGAGGCGGUAUUUCAGAACGGAGCUUGAAAGGUUGGAUCAUGGGAUUAGGAGGGAAGAAACUGCAGUUCAUGUUAGGAGAAACAACAUAUUCGAAGACUCGUUCAGAGAACUUUUCAGAAGGCCCCCAGAAGAAUGGAAGAAUCGAUUCUAUAUUGUGUUCGAAGAUGAGGAAGGACAGGAUGCAGGAGGUUUGUUGAGAGAAUGGUAUGUGAUCAUUUCAAGGGAUAUCUUCAAUCCUAUGUAUGCUUUGUUUACUGUGUCACCUGGCGACCGGGUCACUUAUAUGAUCAAUUCUGCAAGUCAUUACAACUCCAACCAUCUUUGUUACUACAAAUUUGUUGGAAGGGUUAUAGCCAAAGCUAUAUAUGACAAUAAACUGUUGGAAUGUUAUUUCACCAGAUCUUUCUACAAACAUAUUUUGGGAAUAUCUGUCAAGUACACUGAUAUGGAGAGCGAAGAUUACAGCUUUUAUAGAGGCUUAGUUUAUCUCAUGGAAAACAACAUAAAUAAUCUGGGCUUAGAUUUAACGUUCAGUACAGAGAUAAGCGAGUUUGGAGUUACCGAAACCAGAGAUUUGAUACCAAAUGGAAGACAUAUUGCUGUUACUGAAGAAAAUAAAAUGGAAUAUGUCAGAUUAGUCUGCCAAAUGAAGAUGACUGGAGCAAUCAAGCAACAGUUGAAUUCAUUCCUAGAAGGAUUCUAUGACAUCAUACCUAUGCGACUAAUUUCAAUAUUCAAUGAACAAGAGUUAGAAUUACUGAUUUCUGGAUUACCAAAUGUAGAUAUAGAUGAUUUGAAAGCCAACACAGAGUACCACAAAUACCAAACAAACUCAUUGCAGAUUCAGUGGUUCUGGAGGGCUCUGAGAUCUUUCGAUCAAGCCGAUCGUGCCAAAUUCUUGCAGUUUGUAACGGGCACAUCGAAGGUACCUUUGCAGGGUUUUGGUGCCCUCGAAGGCAUGAAUGGUGUUCAAAAGUUCCAAAUACACAGAGAUGAUCGAUCUACAGAUCGUUUACCUUCUGCGCAUACAUGUUUCAACCAACUGGACCUUCCUGUAUAUGAAACUUAUGAUAAGUUACGGGCUUACCUGUUGAAGGCCAUUCAUGAGUGCUCUGAGGGCUUCGGCUUCGCUUAAAGUAAUCCUUUAAUGUUUAAGACUGAUGUGUUAAAUUCUUGUUUAUAUCAAAAAUUUAGAAUAGAAUUCUUGUAAAUAUACAUAACUUAUAUGUUAAGUGUACAGACCACGACAGUGUAAAAAAGUUUAAUUUUAAUUUUCUAUAAACUUCAAAUUUUAAGUUAACUGUGGGUUAAACGCUUGAGUUACAAGUUUCUGUAAAUUAACUAAUAGGAAGGCACAUGUAUUUUUGUAAAGGGCCUUAAGGCAAUUCGAGUGUGAUAAAACUGAAUUUGAUAGUCAGAUUCAAUAUAUAUAUUUACUAUUUAACUUCAUUUAAGGUAAUUGUUAUUGCUAUAAUUUGUAUAAUUUAUAUUGAGGUAACUCAAAUAUUGAACACUUUUUCCUGUUUUUGUACAUGAAUUCGUUGGUCCCUACCUUUCAUUCAUUCUUGUCAUUAGAACAUUUUAAUACACGUCUCACAUUGUAAUUCAAAACUUGUGAUUUUAAUUUGAAUAAUAAUAAAUGUUUUCUCAAUA